Molecule: messenger RNA, 3229 nt
Organism: Doryrhamphus excisus (bluestripe pipefish)
Lineage: Eukaryota; Metazoa; Chordata; Actinopteri; Syngnathiformes; Syngnathidae
Product: protein FAM117A-like
Source: RefSeq, a predicted model, not a curated record
AAGUAAGUUCCGCCCCUACGAUAAUUAAACCCACACCAGCGUGGCGGUGGUGUUUGGAGUCAGAGGGGGAGAGAAAAAAAAACACUUCGUAACUUUUUGUAGGUCGCCACAAACAAAACCAAACUUUUUUCCUAUGAGUUAGAAAUUAGAAGACGCUGAAGAGAAGAAUUGACGCUGCCUUUUGUAAGAAGGUUGAGCUACUUCCUUGUUGGCCAGCAGUAGCAGCAGCAGCAGUAGUAGCAAGCUAGGACCAUCUUCUUCACCUCACAAAGAAAGUUUGCUUGCUAGGCUGCUAACUUCGCCACAAAAGGCGACAAGAAAAGUGGACGAAACCUCAUGACGAGACUGAAAUAACAUCUCAACACCCACGACGGCUCUUAUCCACUCGUGGAAAAUGUCUCUUUAGUGACUCGAGCUUGAAUUUGCAUCGAUUUUUUCCCCCCGAAGAUUGAAGGAAGCUUUGCAUUGCUUUUGCACAGCGCCCCCCUCUUCUCCAUCACCGACCUGCGGCACCAUCAUAGCCACCAUAGCCGGUCCAACGCAGACCCUUGCAGGCAUGUCAGGCCGGAACGGAGCUGUUGUGGGCCCGCAGCCCCUCAAGGCGAUCAUCCCCUAUCAGCUGGCCAGCAAGCACCGAGCCAAAGGCAGGGAUGGGAAGUCAGUGGCACAGAGGAAGAGCAAACCGGAGCAGCUGAGCCCUGGUAUGAGGAGGACCAUGUCUCUGGACGCAAUCAUCGGCCCCUACCUGCAGGGCCACUGGCCUAAAGAACCAGAAGGCAGCUUGUGUCGCAAGGACAAAUCCACUCAGACCCCAAACUCCUGGUCAGACAGAACACAGAGCAGGAGGGACGGCGAUGACUUGAGCCGUAGCGACAUCACCACUAACAACCACCACAAACGCUCGGCAUCAUGGGGCAGUGCUGAGCAUCUCCAGGAAAUCGCCAAACUAAAACAACAGCUGCAGCAGCGUGGCAAACCUGCCGUCUCAGGGGGACGCGACAAAGACCGCCAGUGUGGCUUCCCUCUCGGGAUGUGUGGCCUAGGAACCGCUCAGACUCAGCCCAUUCCCAUCCCACUGACUCCCCUGUCCACGCUGGUCCCGCCUCGUCUGCGUCGUAGCGUGGAAGGCCUCAACCAGGAGCUCGAGGGCAUGUUCAUCUGUCAGCCGGCACAUCAGCAGCACCAGUUUCUGGAGGUUCCAGAUGGACGUCGCGCUCCCGUCCCGCCUCAGAGCUGCAGCAGCGGCUCUCAGAGCGACCCGGCCUCCAUGACGCCUCCGUCGCUGUCUUCCGCCUCGUCUUCACCAUGCUCCACGUCUGAAGACACCUCAGUGGAUUUGCAUCAAGUUUCAUCCCCGAGUGACGCCGACCUCUCGCUGAAUCUGCUUAUCUCAUCCUCGCCUGGACCCAACAAGAGCUGCAGUUUCCAGAGAGAACCUCCUGAGGGUUGUGAAAAGAUCAGAGUCUGGGAGGAGACCAGUACCUCCAACCUACCCAAGCCAGUGGUGGUCGUCUCCUCCUGCCCAGACCCCAAUAAGGUAAACUUUACUCCCCGUGGGGGCUCCGCCUUCUGCCCGGUCAGCCUCCUUAACCCCCUCCUCCCUUCCAUGGACCUGCUGUUCUGUAGCCUGGCUGUGUCCAGCCAUGGAGGAUCACGUACCUGCAACAAGGUCGAUCCUCUUAGCACCGCCUCUUCUGGUGAAGGCUGCGCACAUGAUGAUUCCUUGUAAAAUAAUAAUAAUUCUACAUGAGUUUCUUAGUGCUUUAAUUUAGAAAAGCUAAAUCUAAAAUGUUUAUAUAAAAAAAAAUCAUAAUAAUGAAAGUAAACAAUCCAAAGUUGUGUUUUUUAUGUUGUGUAAUCCAAAGAUUUACUUAAGACCAAGUGUGGCAGAUAGGCUGCAGGCAUUUUUUUUUUUGUGUCAAAAGGUUAUUUAAAUGCGUUUCCUUUUCCUGUUUGUUUUGACCUCACACCGUUGAUGUACAAAGCUUGACAAAUGAAUUAGGUUCGUUUCAUUUCCUGUUUGAGUAUGCCAGCCUGAAGGGAAACUGUGGGUAGCGUCCUUACCCAAUAGCUUUCCUGCUUGAAACACUUUGUGUUUUAGAGAGUGGGGGGGAGAAAGAAAGUAAACAUGUCCUCAUGUUGAUUCAUUUUAAUGGUGUUUAUAGUUCGAGUUGACUACCUAACCCAGGGGUGUCCUAGAUGCAGCCCGGGGGCCAUGUCCAGCCCACAACUUGCUUUUUAUUUGCAAAAAAUAACAAAACUGAGCAUGAUGUGACGUGAAAAGGUUAAGAUUCAUUCAUUCAUUUUCUACCGCUUUUCCUCACGAGGGUCGCGGGGGGGAGUGCUGGAGCCUAUCCCAGCUGUCUUCGGGCGAGAGGCGGGGUACACCCUGGACUGGUCGCCAGCCAGCCAAUCACAGGGCACAUAUAGACAAACAACCAUUCACACUCACAUUCAUACCUAUGGACAAUUUGGAGUCGCUAAUUAACCUAGCAUGUUUUUGGAAAACCCACGCAUGCACGGGGAGAACAUGCAAACUCCACACAGAGAUGGCUGAGGGUGGAAUUGAACCCUGGUCUCCUAGCUGUGAGGUCUGCGCGCUAACCACUCGACCGCCGUGCCGCAAUAUUAAGAUUAAUAACACUAAUUAGAAUAUGCUUUGUCAUCUAUAAAACAAAUCACUUUCACUUUUGAGAUACAUGGGUUGGUUUUAGCCUGUUGACAAAAUUACAUCAAAGUGCCCCCCCCCCCAAAAAAAAACAACUUUUAAUUUUUCCGUAUGCGACUCUCGUAUGGAAAAAUUAAUUUCUGGUAGACGCUUUUGCACAGGUGGAUUUUUUUUUUUUUUAAACAUUCACUUUUUGUACUUUUGUAAAUGUAAAUAGUUGUGUGUAGUUUCAAAGAACCUGCAAAAUAAGCUAAAAAAAAAAGUAAAAAAAAAGUCUGUUACUUUUAGUUUUGUGUUUGCAUAAUUGAAACAGGUGUUACAUGACGUGUUUUGUAUCGGGUAUAGAUUUUUAUGCACUUCCAGGAAAGGGUUUUGUACGCUUUUUCCUUCCAUACAUUUCUUAUGUGUAUGUGCACUUGGAUGUAACACUUACAUAGUCAGACUUUUUCUAGAUUUAGUAUCCUGCAUAUCAUUUUUGAAAUGUUCUUCUCUUUCAAUGCUUUGUGUAUCUGUGUGGAUGCUAGGGGAGUGGAGGGGGACUGGGGGGGUGUGAUCUGUGAA